This is a messenger RNA of Puntigrus tetrazona (Sumatra barb), 1049 nucleotides long. Its product is annotated as carcinoembryonic antigen-related cell adhesion molecule 5-like. The record is from RefSeq and is a predicted model, not a curated record. NCBI's taxonomy places the organism in Eukaryota, Metazoa, Chordata, Actinopteri, Cypriniformes, Cyprinidae.
UGAUCAAUGCUGUAUUAUAGAUGUAUUUUCUGCUGAUGUCGGUCAGAAUGGCUCCUCGUCUUCCUCUGAUCUUUCUGCUCAUGAUUCCCGGUGUAUCUAGUGAUGAUUGGUCUGUGAGAUACAGUUCUUCACACAUCUGUGCUCUAAAACACUCAUCAGUGAUAAUGAGCUGCACUUAUACAUACCCUCCUGAACAUCAGAUAGAGGAAGUGUUCUGGACCAAAAACCCUGUAAAGGAUGUAGAGCCUCCAGAUCUGUCUGAGGACCCUGAAUACAGUCAGAGGCUUCAGUAUCUGGGAGAUAAACAGAAGAGCUGCACCAUGAGACUGAGUCAUGUGACACAGAAAGAUUCACAUGAGUACUAUUUCAGAUUCACUACUGAUAAAAAUAAAUGGACUGGUGAACCAGCAGUGACUCUUACUGUGACAGAUCUUCAGGUGGAGUCUCCUGAGAGAGUGAGAGGAGAUUCAGUCCGUCUGACAUAAAGCAGCUGCGCUCUGACUGACAGAGCAACAUUCAUCUGGUACAGAAACUCACAGCCAUUAACUGAGAGAAGAGACAGAAACAAUAUACUCCUGCUGCAGUCAGUCAGAAGAGAGGAUGCAGGCAGAUAUAGCUGUGCUCUACAGGAACACACUUACAUCUCUCCUGAGGUUCAUCUCAAUGUCACGUACCCACCAAAGAGCGUCUUAGUGUCCAUCAGUCCAUCUGAAAUAGUGGAAGAAGAUUCAGUGACUCUGAUCUGCAGCAGUGAUUCAAACCCACCUGCAGAAAUCAGCUGGAUUAAAGGAGGAACAACUGUAGGAUCUGGAAGAAUCUACAACAUCUCAAAGAUCAGAUCUGAUCACAGUGAAGAAUACAAGUGCAAGUCCAUCAAUGAACAUGGAGUGAAAUACUCUGAAGCUGUGGCUUUCAACAUCAUGUGUGAGUUAAUGAUUGUCUGCACAUUAUUCACAUUCAAAUUCAGUAUUUUUUAAUAUUAACAGAGUUUACAUUUUCAUCGUUUGUAGACCCACCCAGGAACGUCUCGGUGUUCAUGACUGGAUCUG